UCCACAGUACUAGACGAUUUUCAUUACUCGAAAUAAUAUGUAUAUUAUUGUAUAUCUGUAUACAUAAAAAUGGAUGUUUGUAUAUACAGGGUGUUCCAAAAAUGUAGGAGGUCCUUGUUGGAGUUUCCUUAGCGAAAAUGUUGUUUCGAAUCACCCCCCGAACCACUCCUUUCAAGGACUUUUAACAUUCUUGGGACACCUUGUACAUACGUACGAUAGAUUCAGAAACUGUUUGACCGAUCAACGUGAAACUUGGAAUACAAUAUGCAUUUUUUCAUGGAGAAGGUUUUUAUGCUACUCGAUACGACGAACCAGAAGAACUAGGAGAACCAAAGACAGUGACUGACCGGUUCACGAAGGUUCACGUGGUUGAACAGUCAGUCGAACGCAAACUACAUAAGAUACAAUCACGUGGUCGAGUUGUCGGUUGAACGUAAACGACAAAAAAAAAAAAAAAGAAAAAUAUACACAUCGAAUCGAGUAACCUCCUCCUUUUUCGAAGUCGGUUAAUAAAACAAAUAGUAUAUUACAAGCGGGCCGCAGCUAGUGUGUUGUACGCACGACAAUAUUUCAAUUUGAGGUAUUUUUAAAAACGAAACGUGCGACAUACGCGCCAAGAAACCCAGUACUCCCCAAGUUCUCCCCAGUACCCUGACACUUAUUCCCAGUGUCGUUUGUUUUCAAAAAAAAUGCCUGAAUGCGUCCUAAUCCUGAUUCCUAGGUAGGCUUCACUGGCUUCGAUGAAAACAGCCUGAGAGAUUCGACGAUUUCCUCGAUUCGCUCGCGAUCCCCGGGUCUAAUUUCUCCGAUCCUCUCCGAGGCAACCGAGAACGUUCUCCACGUUCCGAAAUUUCGCAAUUUCGCCCGACGAUUGUCCUCGAUCCGGGAAUAUCCCGUUGUUUUCGCGCGUGGAACGCGAACCUUCGCCGAUAACCGACACUUGCCGCAUCCUGUCUGAAUAGACGCGGGAGCGAGUGCAGCACGGCUCGCAGAGAUGAAAUUCGAAGAACGAAGGUGAACGUUUCGCGUCGAUGGUAUCUAAUCGACGUGCGCGUUAAGAGCGAGGUUUACUCCGUCAAUGUCUGCCUUUGGAACAGCUCGGUCAGACUCCCUCGGACGAAUUGUUCGCAGAGUCGAACCUCCGACGACCUCCUGGGCCACAUCCGUGACUACCAGAAGUAUCGCUCGCCGUUGACGGCCGAUUCUCGAUCGAUCCUCCGUCGGAUACCGCCAGGAACGAAGAAACUUCGAACGCGAGGAAUACAUUAAGGCUAAUCGAUCUCCGGAAUUAUGUAAGCAGCUGGUGACAUCUUUGGAAGCGUGUUAUUUUCGCCUGAAAUAUGCGAUUAUUAUAACGAGGAGUCCGGGGGCCAUUGUCUACCCGCUAAGAGGAAGUUACGAGGCGAGGAAGGAAACAUUCGGUGAUGGUUUAUCACGCGUUAACGGUCCAGUGUCUUUUCGCCGAAAGGAUAUUGUCGCGAAGGUGCGCUACCUAGAUGGAAACGGAUUCGCAAACGAGUUCGAAUUAAUCGACGAGUGCGGUGAACGAUUUUCCAGCCGAGGUUACAGCGAAUCGUACGCGGUUUAAACGAGUGGAGAAUCGGUGAAUCGUCGAUAUCGUAUCUUCGGGCAUGGAGAGACUCGAGGACGGAGUUUACAAACGGAAUGGUCACGCGAACGAGGCCUUCCAGAUGGAGGAGGUUGGAAGGAAAGGGAACGAUUCCACGGACGUCGCCAAGUCGAAAGGGUCGAACGCGCCGGAGAAAGUACCCGAGGAAACCAACAACCCUAGGGCAGAAUGGGGAGGUGGACUGGAAUUUUUAAUGGCAUGCAUAGCCACUUCCGUCGGUCUCGGUAACGUUUGGAGGUUUCCAUUCACUGCUUACGAGAACGGAGGCGGCGCUUUCCUGAUACCUUACAUCAUUAUCCUCGUAUUCGUGGGAAAACCCUUCUACUUCCUGGAGGGUCUUCUGGGUCAGUUCACCAACAAAUCCUGCGCUAAGACUUGGUCCAUGGCGCCGGCGAUGAAAGGGUUGGGGUACGGCCAGGCUUUCGCAGCGACGUGCGUGGUCUCUUACUAUUGCGCUUUAAUGGCUUUGACGUUGUACUAUCUCGCGGCCAGUUUCCAAUCCGAAUUGCCUUGGUCAUUCUGUCGCGACGAAUGGCAGGGUCAAUGCGUCGACUCGGUGCCGAAGGACCCUAACGAGAGCACCACUUUCGUAGCCAACGGUACCGUUCGCAGUUCCGCGGAAUUGUACUUCAGGAAGAUCGUCCUGAACGAGUACGACUCCAUCGACGACGGCAUCGGGCUGCCAUCUUGGCAGCUGACGAUCUGUCUGUUCCUAAGCUGGAUGGCGGUAUUUUGUGUACUUUUCCGCGGAAUAAAGAGCACAGGAAAAGCAGCCUACUUUCUGGCGAUAUUCCCGUACGUCGUAAUGAUCGCCUUGCUGAUCAGAUCGGUGACCUUGGAGGGCGCAGGAAACGGUAUCCUCUUCCUCGUCACGCCGGAUUGGGAGAAGCUCUGGCAACCGAACGUGUGGUAUGCCGCCAUCACUCAGUGCUUCUUCUCUCUGUCCGUCUGCUUCGGAUCCAUCAUCAGUUAUUCGUCUUACAACAACUUCGAGCACAACGUCAGCAGGGACGUGUUGAUAGUGACGACAUUGGACACGUUCACCAGCCUGAUAGCCGGCUGUACGAUUUUCGGGAUCCUUGGGAACCUGGCGCACGAGAUGGGCACCACCGACAUAUCGUCGGUGGUCCGAGGCGGGACUGGUCUCGCCUUCAUUUCGUAUCCCGAGGCUUUGGCCCGUUUCACGGUGGUUCCGCAGCUCUUCGCUGUUCUCUUUUUCGUGAUGAUGUUCGUGCUCGGCGUUGGAAGCGCGGUGGCUCUAUCCGGCGCUGUUUUCAGCAUCCUUUGCGAUCACUUCCCGAAGGUAUCCCACUGGAAGCUGGUACUCCUGGUUUCCUCUCUGGGAUUUCUUGUUAGCCUCAUCUACAUCACACCCGGUGGCCAAUGGUUCAUAACGUUGGUCGAUUAUUACGGUGGCACGUUCGUCGCCAUAAUCGUCGGCCUUCUGGAAAUGGUAACGAUCUUCUGGAUUUACGGCGUGACGAAUUUUAUGAACGACAUGGAGUUCAUGCUGGGUUCGAGACCGUCGUGGUACUGGAGAUUCUGCUGGGCAUUCAUAACACCUGUGCUCAUGAUCGUCAUCCUGGUGUACACCAUCGUCACCUACGAGCCGCCCACCUACGACGGCGCACCAUUUCCGGCAUACGCCUACGUCAUCGGUUGGCUCCUGCUGGCCGUGGGAGUUUCACUGAUCGUCGGUUUCAUUCUGCAGAAACUGAUAGCGAGCAGAUCUCCGUCGUUGAUCGAAACUGUCAAAGCGGCGUUCCGGCCAUCCGAAGAAAACUGGGGCCCAAGCGACAAGAAAGUGCGGCUGAAGUGGAAAGAAUUUACCGCGGACAAGAAUUUCCGUCACCGUGGCGGUUUCGUCGAGACUUGUUUUAGAUAG
Hylaeus volcanicus is the source of this 3515-nucleotide messenger RNA. RefSeq names its product sodium-dependent nutrient amino acid transporter 1-like. The transcript is spliced from 9 exons. Lineage: Eukaryota; Metazoa; Arthropoda; Insecta; Hymenoptera; Colletidae. Gene Ontology annotation, biological process: sodium ion transmembrane transport. Gene Ontology annotation, cellular component: membrane. The record is from RefSeq and is a predicted model, not a curated record. The coding region runs from base 1632 to 3515 and encodes 627 amino acids. Gene Ontology annotation, molecular function: L-amino acid transmembrane transporter activity.